Messenger RNA from Lycium ferocissimum, 504 nucleotides. RefSeq lists its product as uncharacterized. The coding region runs from base 1 to 504 and encodes 167 amino acids. The transcript has a single exon. The record is from RefSeq and is a predicted model, not a curated record. NCBI's taxonomy places the organism in Eukaryota, Viridiplantae, Streptophyta, Magnoliopsida, Solanales, Solanaceae.
AUGGAAGGCAUCGUUCAGCCUCACAACGAUGCACUGGUAAUAUCUGUUCUUGUUAAUAAGUUUAGAAUUAAACGUGUGCUAAUUGAUCCAGGUUGCUCGGCUAAUAUCAUCCGAUGGAGAGUCAUCGAGCAGCUGGGACUACUGAGUCAGAUCAUACCAACAGUUCGAGUCCUCAACGGAUUCAACAUGGCCUGCGAAAUGAUGAAGGGUGAAAUCACUUUACCGAUCAACACUGCCGGUACUACGCAGCAGACCAAAUUUUAUGUGAUAGAGGGAGACAUGGGAUACAACGCAUUGUUGGGAAAACCAUGGAUUCACAGCAUGAGAGCAGUUCCCUCAACCCUGCACCAAGCUUUAAAGUUCCCGACCCUAGAUGGGAUCAAAACCAUUCACGGUGAGCAACAAACCGCCAAAGAAAUGUUCGCGGUCGAAGAAGCAGUUGCAAUGGCCAAGGUUCCAGGGUUGAAGGACAGAAAGCCGAACAAAGGGGAAGACGCUAAAUAG